Molecule: messenger RNA, 4875 nt
Organism: Prinia subflava (tawny-flanked prinia)
Lineage: Eukaryota; Metazoa; Chordata; Aves; Passeriformes; Cisticolidae
Gene: ARHGAP26
Product: Rho GTPase activating protein 26
Exons: 23
Coding region: 165-2447 (760 amino acids)
Biological process (GO): signal transduction
Cellular component (GO): cytoplasm
Molecular function (GO): GTPase activator activity; protein binding
Source: RefSeq, a predicted model, not a curated record
CUCCCGCCGCUCCGCCCGGCCCCGCUCCCGGCUCGGCUCGGCCUGGCCCGGCACCGCGCUCCCGCCGCCCGCCCGCACCGGCGGCUGCGCGCCUCGCCCUAGCAGCCCUUCCGUUGCGCAUUUUGUGCGGGUUUUUGCGCGCUUUCCCCGCCGUGCCGGGCAGCAUGGGGCUGCCGGCGCUGGAGUUCAGCGAGUGCUGCCUGGACAGUCCGCAGUUCCGGGAGCGGCUGCGCUCCCACGAGGCCGAGCUGGACAAGACCAACAAGUUCAUCAAGGAGCUCAUCAAGGACGGGAAGUCGCUCGUCGCCGCCCUCAAGAACCUGUCGGCCGCCAAGCGCAAGUUCGCGGAUUCCCUCAACGAGUUCAAAUUCCGCUGCAUCGGCGACGCCGAGACGGACGAUGAGAUCUGCAUAGCCAAGUCUCUGCAGGAGUUUGCCACGGUGCUGCGGAACCUGGAGGACGAGCGGAUGCGCAUGAUCGAGAACGCCAGCGAGGUGCUGAUCACGCCGCUGGAGAAGUUCCGCAAGGAGCAGAUUGGGGCUGCCAAGGAUGCCAAAAAGAAAUACGACAAGGAGACUGAGAAAUACUGUGGUGUCCUAGAAAAGCACUUGAACUUGUCUUCCAAGAAGAAAGAAUCCCAGCUUCAGGAGGCAGACAGCCAGGUGGACCUGGUUCGGCAGCACUUCUACGAGGUGUCCCUGGAAUACGUCUUCAAGGUGCAGGAGGUCCAGGAGAGGAAGAUGUUUGAGUUUGUGGAACCUCUGCUGGCCUUUCUGCAGGGGCUGUUCACAUUCUACCACCACGGCUACGAGCUUGCAAAGGACUUCAGCGAUUUCAAGACAGAGCUGACAAUCAGCAUCCAGAAUACAAGAAACCGCUUUGAGGGAACACGGUCAGAGGUGGAAGCUCUGAUGAAGAAGAUGAAGGAGAAUCCCCAUGAACACAAGAACAUCAGCCCCUACACCAUGGAGGGGUAUCUCUACGUGCAGGAGAAGCGUCACUUUGGGACUUCCUGGGUGAAGCAUUACUGCACCUACCAGAGGGACUCCAAGCGCAUCACCAUGGUGCCCUUUGACCAGAAGUCAGGGGGAAAAGGGGGGGAGGAUGAAGCUGUCACCCUGAAAUCCUGUACACGGCGGAAAACAGACUCCAUUGAGAAGAGGUUCUGCUUUGAUGUGGAGGCUGUGGAUCGGCCCGGCGUCAUCACCAUGCAGGCGCUGUCGGAGGAGGACCGCAGGCUGUGGAUGGAGGCCAUGGACGGCCGGGAACCGGUGUACAACUCGAACAAGGACAGCCAGAGCGAAGGCACCGCCCAGCUGGACAGCAUCGGCUUCAGCAUCAUCAAGAGGUGCAUCCACGCUGUGGAAACCAGAGGGAUCAAUGAGCAGGGGCUCUACCGGAUCGUCGGGGUGAACUCCAGAGUUCAAAAGCUGCUCAGUAUAUUAAUGGAUCCCAAGACAGCCACAGAGACAGACACAGAGAUCUGUGCAGAGUGGGAGAUCAAGACCAUUACCAGUGCACUGAAAACCUACCUGAGAAUGCUCCCGGGGCCCCUCAUGAUGUACCAGUUUCAAAGGAGCUUCAUCAAAGCAGCGAAACUGGAGAAUCAGGAGUCCAGGGUGUCGGAGAUCCACAGCCUCGUUCAUCGGCUCCCGGAGAAAAACAGGCAGAUGCUGCACUUGCUCAUGAACCAUUUGGCAAAAGUUGCAGAUAAUCACAAGCAGAACCUGAUGACUGUUGCUAAUCUGGGUGUGGUGUUUGGGCCGACGCUGCUUCGACCUCAAGAGGAAACAGUGGCUGCCAUUAUGGACAUCAAAUUCCAGAACAUUGUGAUUGAAAUUUUAAUAGAAAACCAUGAGAAGAUAUUUAACACGGUGCCAGAGGCUCCGGCGUCGAACUCGCAGCUGCUGUUAUCCCGCAAGAAGAGCAUGGAGUCGAAGCCGCCGUCGUGCAGCGAGCGGCCGCUGACGCUGUUCCACACAGCCCAGCCCAACGAGAAGCAGGAGAACAGGAACAGCAUCAUCAACUCCAGCCUGGAGUCCGUCAUCUCUUCAAAUGUGAACAGCUUCCUCAACUCCAACAGCGCUCCCCAGCCCAGCCUGAACUCGAGUGAUCUUGAACUAGAAGUAAUUAAGCCCAACAGGCCAAAUUCCCUCCCUCAGAAUCCAAGCCCAACGUCACCCCUCUCACCGUCCUGGCCCAUGUUCUCUGCGCCAUCAAGUCCUAUGCCCACCUCCUCUACGUCCAGCGACUCAUCCCCCAUCAGCUCCCCUCUGCGCAAGGCGCGCGCGCUCUACGCCUGCAAAGCCGAGCACGACUCCGAGCUCUCCUUCACGGCCGGCACCGUGUUCGACAAUGUUCAUCCAUCCCAGGAGCCUGGCUGGCUGGAAGGGACCCUCAACGGCAAGACAGGACUGAUCCCUGAGAACUACGUGGAGUUCCUAUAACUGCGGGGUGACAGUGCCACUGCCAAGCGUUCCAUGGUAUCCAUGGGGAGUCCUGCAGGCCCUGUGCCCUCUGCCACUGUGUGACCGGGGUGAGGACAGCCCUGUGCCACUGCUGGGUGUUGGUGUGGAUUGGACGUGGCCUCUCCUCCCCGGGCUGUGGGGACGGUCCUGGGGACACAGAGAGAUCCCCCACCCCGAGGUGGGCGUGCUUCAAGCCCUCAGCCCAGCGAUGGAAAACCAGCCAAGGGACAGCCAAGAGCUCCGAGGGGCCGAGCUGAAGAGGAUCCUGUGAUCCCAGAGCCUCCCCUGACUGCCCCGAGCAGCUGUGGGUGCUGCCAGGGAGCUCCCCGAGCUCUGGGGCAGGGGAAGGGCUGGGGCUGAGCUCCGUGGUGCCCGGGCAGCCCUGGGUGUGCCCCCUGUGCCACCAGCGCCGGCUCUUGCGGGCGAGAGCGAGCCCUGGGCAGGCUCUGCAGGGCUCAGCCCUGGCAGGGCUCAGCAGGCACCUGCUCGGUGGAGAGAGGAUGUUUGGGACCAAACCCCUCAAACCCUUCUUGUUUUCAGGAUUUUGAUUUUGUGGGGUAGCCCUCAGUGUGUGCGAGGUCCCGCUGCACCCCAGACAAACCCCGCUCGUGUUGUUUGGCUGUUUGGUACCUCCCAAACCCCCUGUACAGACACAUCCGUGCUCUGCCGGUGCCCAGCCCUGCUGCAGCUGCCUCUGCCUCUCUCCAGCGCUGUUGUUCAGGCCUCCCCCUGCUUGCAGCCUGCUCCGUGCCAAGCCUGUGCAGUGCUGGUUGUGCCAGGUGAAUUAUUGCCAUCCUUGCGGGGCAUUUGGCCAGGAUGGGGCUGUGGAGAGCCCGGGACCAGCCCUGCCCAGCCCGGCUCCCUCCUGCCUCCAUGGACACGCCUCGAGGGCUGGCGGGCCAGUGUGCAAACCCUCAGCAUUCCAGCCCCUUUUGCAGGGGCAGGGUGGGAGAAGGAGCCCUGUUUGACUGCAGAGCUGGGAUUUUCAGAGCUGGAAUCAUAUUUUAUAAAAAGCAAGUCUCAAAAGAGCCCCCAGCCCGUGGCGGUGGGGAUGGAUGUCGUGGCUUUUUGUAACACUUUUAAAGACUCUGAGUGACUGAAUUGCUCUAUGUGUCACUUCUUAUUUUUGAAAGGAUUAAUGUAUAAAUAGAGUAUCUUAAAAUAUUGUGAGGAAAAGAUCUAUAUUUGAUAUUUUUAGAAGAGCUGUAAGGAGAGAAGCGAAGGACAUUUGAAGCCGAUCACCGAGAGGCUCCAAAGCCCCCGACCCCCAGCCUGGAGCUGCUGCUUCCUUCACCCCGUGGUGUCACUUUUAGAGAAGGGAGCUGAAAUUUCAGCCCUCUUCACGUUUUUGUCCACACUAAUUAAACUUCCUGGGCUUUUGUCUUGGGGAAAAAAAAAAGAGGAAAAAGGUGAUCAUUUUUUUCCUGCUCUCCAGGGUGGGUAGCACAGCUCAUUGCCGUGGGAUCACACCCUCUCCAUAACACUCUGACUCCCUUGGGAACACUCUGGGCCCCUCACAUCGCUGGUGUGGUUUGGGCAGGGGGGAAGUCCCCAGGCUGCCCCGUGAUCUCUGCUCUGAGGUGUUGGAUGGAGAGGGAGAGAGGUUUGUAGGGAUAAAAUUCGGUGUUUCCCUGGCAUGUUGCUGGUUCAUCUCCAUCCUUGGAUUUUGUAGCCAACUUCUGUGCUAUUUCUUGGCUUUCCUGAGGGCAAGGAUGAGGCCAGGCUUUAUCCAGCCCUGGCAUCAGAUGGGGCUGGGCUGUAUCCAGCCUUGGCUUAGGAUGAGGCCAGGCUUUAUCCAGCCCCAGCAUCGCUCCGUGGCUGUGCUGGGAGCUCGGGCGCUGCCUGGGCGGGUGUGUGAGAGCCCCUCCCUGGGGCUGGGAGCGGGAUGGGGAGGGCUAAUGGAAAGGAUUUUUAAAAACCUUUAAUAUUUCCUCUGUCAGCACUAUUUGUUUGUGUUUGUGUCCUGUCCUGAGCCGCUCCUCCUGCCUUCCUGGGACGCUGCAGAGCAGAGCGAGGGCUGGGGAUGAAUGGGAAUUGCAAAUCUGCCAAGAGCCCUCCAAAAGGCUUUAUUUGGGGACAGGGUAUUUAGGGACCUGCUUAGCAAUGCUGUGUGAGCACCAGCACUGCUCUGCCCCCGCCGUGUCCCCACAAAACCUUUCCAUGCAGGGUCCCCCCUUGGCUCCUUGGAUGCUCCAGUUACUCUGAGACUGGAGUAAAUUCCUUUUCAGAGGCACUGGGGAGUUUGGGAUGUGCUACCUAGAGAGUUUCUGGGAACAAAAGUCCCAUGCAGAUGUAUUUACAAGAUGUCUCCUGGAGGAAAGGAAAUCCUACUGAGGCAGAAGUUAUUGCUCUUACAGGAGAGCCGGUGGAGUAUUUUUUCUUAAUUAAAAUUUUCCAAAAAGAAAAA